AUUGCCAUGAAAUCAUAUGUGGUUGUUUUCUUAAAGCAAAAGAGAUAAGGUUGGAUUCAGUUGUGCCUUCAAGAACUCAUCCUCUCAGCUAUUUUGAAAUAAAUAGCAGCUGACAGAUGCAAGCAAAUAAAAAAACCAAAACACUGUAACAGAUCUUGUUACAACCCAAUCCAUUUCCCCACUGAACGCAAUCACUGAAGUGCUAUAAAUACUAGAUCAAAUCUUCCCCCACAGCAAGUGAGAACGAAGCUCAUAACAUAUCAGCUCCAAAAAUCCCAACCAAAAAUUUUCAAGAAACUUAGAAGACUUGUAGGAGAAAUGAAGGGAGUGGUCAUAGCCAUUGUUGUGCUAGCCAUGGUUCAGCUCAUGGUGGAGCCCAGCCAGGCCAUCACUUGUGGCCAAGUCGAUGCCUGCUUGGUUCCGUGCAUGUCCUACCUCAUGGCUGGGGGGACUCCACAACCGGCAUGCUGCGAAGGGGUGAAGGACCUGAAGGGAAUGGCUUCAACUACAGCAGACAAGCGAGCAGCGUGCACCUGUGUCAAGGCAGCAGCUAAUCGCUACCCAAACAUAAAAGACGACGUUGCCCAAGCUCUCCCUACCAAGUGCGGUGUUCAAAUGGAUAUCCCAGUCUCCAAAACCACCGACUGUAACGCAAUCAACUAAGCUGGAGGGGAAAAUACAAGAAAUAAAGUGCGAGAAUUUGAGGCACCAACAGCUAGUUGAUUAUGCCUAACUAUGUUAUGAUGUCGAAUAAUGAUUUACCUGAGAUAGCCUUUGUAAUACUUAAGCUUUACCAAGC
Rhododendron vialii is the source of this 799-nucleotide messenger RNA. RefSeq names its product non-specific lipid-transfer protein 1-like. Gene Ontology annotation, cellular component: membrane. Lineage: Eukaryota; Viridiplantae; Streptophyta; Magnoliopsida; Ericales; Ericaceae. The record is from RefSeq and is a predicted model, not a curated record. Gene Ontology annotation, molecular function: lipid binding. Gene Ontology annotation, biological process: lipid transport. The coding region runs from base 319 to 663 and encodes 114 amino acids. The transcript has 2 exons.